This is a messenger RNA of Penicillium daleae, 1497 nucleotides long. Its product is annotated as misato family protein. Gene Ontology annotation, biological process: mitochondrion distribution. The coding region runs from base 1 to 1497 and encodes 498 amino acids. The transcript has 5 exons. The record is from RefSeq and is a predicted model, not a curated record. Lineage: Eukaryota; Fungi; Ascomycota; Eurotiomycetes; Eurotiales; Aspergillaceae. Gene Ontology annotation, cellular component: cytoplasm.
AUGCAUGAAAUUGUUACACUCCAGCUGGGUCAGCGGGCGAACUACUUAGCGACCCAUUUCUGGAAUCUCCAGGAAUCUUAUUUCACGUACAAUGAAGGCGAAGAAUCCCCUGUGGACCAUGACGUUCAUUUUCGCCCAGGACUCGGGGCUGAUGGGUCGGAGACUUACACUCCACGAACCGUCAUCUACGACUUGAAAGGUGGAUUUGGAACCUUGCGCAAGCAUAAUGCGCUGUACGAGCUCACGGAAGACUCUAUAGCAGGGCAGGGAUUGUGGGAUGGUCUGGAGAUUGUACAGAAACAAGCACCUAUCGUGCAAAGCGAGUAUCAAAAAAGCUUGGAUUUGGGCACCACCGCCCCCCGUCUGACAUCAGAAACGGUGCGAUACUGGUCUGACUACAACCGGGUCUUUUAUCACCCACGAUCUAUAGUUCAGCUUAAUGAAUAUGAGUUGAACUCUCAAGUCAUGCCUUUUGAGGAUUGGAACGUUGGUGAAGACCUGUUCAACGACCUCGACAAGGAACAUGAUCUCCUGGAUCGGGACGUCAGACCCUUUGCCGAAGAAUGUGACCAAAUGAGAGCAAUUCAACUGUUCGCAGGAUCUGAUGAUGCAUGGGGUGGAUUCGCUGCUCGGUACAUCGAUAGGCUACGAGACGAGUAUGGGAAGAAGAGCAUCUGGAUUUGGGCUAUUGAAAAUGGAACGAGAGUGCAGCGACACCAUCAAUUCAAGAGGGACACAAAUAAGGCGAAGUCGCUAUACUCGAUCUCACCUCAGACAAACCUCUAUGUGCCACUCGUCGAUAUCCCACAGAAAUUGCCAAGCUACCUGAGUAUAGACCGUCAUUCCGAAUGGCAAAGGUCUGCUCUAUUGAGCGCCGCAGUGGAAACAGUAACAUUGCCAUCCCGACUGCGGCCAUACCAUGACUUCGAGGCCUCCCUGGCCGGAGAUGACGGGAGACACAAUAUUUACGAGCUGCAAUCAACCCUCAAUCCCGAGGAGCGAAACGAGACUACCCCAAAAUCCGAUGAGGAAGGCUCGUCGAAACCUCAAACUAAGUUUGAUAUUGACUUCACCUAUGACAACCAAGACACCGAGACUGCAACUAUUUUCAACCAAGUUCAGGUGAUGCGAGGCAGCGAAAGCAAGACAUCCAUCCAACCACCCGAAAGUGGUGACAUUGGUCAUCUUCGCAAGCUUCGACUGUAUAAUUCAGAGCCAAUGCUCCAAAGUUACUACAGCCCACUUCGUCUGCCCAUUCUCGACAGUUUCCCGCACGGCAUGUUUUCCGCGUCUCCGUCUAGUGCUGAUGGGUUAAGUGUUUUUACCGCAUUGACCGCUUCGACUCGAACAGCCGACCGGAUCAAGGCUAUUCAGGCCACCGCUGCACGGAUGCUAUCGGUAGAUGAGCGAGAGGCGAUGGUCAACGGACUGGGCGAGAUCCGGGAAUGCUAUGAGAUGGGAUGGAACAGUGGAUCGUCCGAUGACGACGAUGAUUAG